AAAGACCCCGUCCAGUCCACGCUUCUAUCAUCUUCGUUUCUUCUUCCGCCUUUCUUUGAAACGUGACUUGACUUUCUUCUCCAAAAAACACCUUAAUCUCUCUUUUUUCUCUCUUCUGCAAUUCUCUCUCUUCUUCAAAACUCCACACUAGUUUUCACCUGAAAAUCAUCAUCAUCAUCAUCUUUUUCUUCUUCUUGUUUUGUUCAAGAUGACGACUAUGGGAAGUUUAAUCGGAUUAGUGAACAGAAUCCAACAAGCUUGUACUAAGCUUGGUGACUAUGGCGGUUCCGAUAACAACAACACCUUCUCUUCUUUAUGGGAAGCUCUUCCUUCCGUCGCCGUCCUCGGUGGUCAGAGUUCAGGUAAAUCUUCGGUUUUGGAAAGUAUCGUUGGACGUGACUUUCUUCCUAGAGGAUCAGGGAUUGUGACAAGGCGUCCAUUGGUGUUGCAGCUUCAUAAGAUAGAUGAUGGUGAAAAGGAGUAUGCUGAGUUUCUUCAUAGACCGGGGAGAAAGAUAACCGAUUAUGCCAUAGUACGCCAGGAAAUUCAGGACGAAACUGAUAGAAUUACGGGAAAAACAAAGCAAAUAUCUCCUAUUCCAAUUCAUCUUAGCAUUUAUUCUCCAAAAGUUGUCAACCUAACUUUGAUUGAUUUACCGGGGUUGACUAAAGUCGCUGUAGACGGACAGCCUGAGAGUACUGUUCAAGAAAUUGAAGACAUGGUUCGAUCUUAUGUUGAGAAGCCUAAUUGUAUCAUACUGGCUAUAUCUCCAGCCAACCAGGACAUAGCAACUUCCGAUGCUAUCAAACUUUCUAGGGAAGUGGAUCCCUCAGGUGAGAGGACAUUUGGAGUGUUGACAAAGCUGGAUUUGAUGGACAAAGGAACUAAUGCAUUGGAUGUCCUUGAAGGGAGAUCUUAUCGUCUGCAACAUCCUUGGGUUGGUAUAGUAAAUCGAUCUCAAGCAGAUAUCAACAAAAAUGUUGAUAUGAUUGUUGCUAGACGCAAGGAGGUCGAGUAUUUUGAAACCAGUCCGGACUAUGGCCACUUAGCCAGUAAAAUGGGUUCAGAGUACCUUGCAAAACUUCUCUCAGAGCACUUGGAGAAAGUAAUUAAGGCACGUAUACCUAGUAUAACAUCUUUGAUAAACAAAAGCAUCGAAGAACUUGAAUCAGAGAUGGAUCAUCUUGGGAGACCAAUUGCUGUUGAUGCGGGGGCGCAACUAUACACCAUCCUUGAACUUUGCCGCAAAUUUGAGCGGGUAUUCAAAGAGCAUUUAGAUGGAGGACGGUCAGGAGGAGAUAGAAUAUAUAAUGUCUUUGACAAUCAGCUUCCUGCUGCUUUACGGAAGCUUCCAAUUGACAAACAUCUGUCUCUUCAAAAUGUGAAGAAAGUGGUGUCAGAGGCAGAUGGUUACCAGCCUCACUUAAUUGCCCCAGAGCAAGGUUACCGGCGACUGAUUGAGGGGACUCUCAGUUUCUUUAGAGGCCCAGCCGAAGCUUCAGUCGAUGCUGUUCACUUCGUUUUAAAAGAACUUGUGAGAAAAUCAAUUGGUGAAACUGAGGAACUUAGACGUUUCCCUACUUUUCAAGCCGAACUAGCUGCAGCUUCAAAUGAGGCUCUAGAGAGGUUCCGCGACGAGAGUAAGAAGACAACUAUUCGGCUUGUGGAUAUGGAGUCUACGUAUCUUACUGUGGAUUUCUUCCGGAAACUUCCUCAAGAAAUGGAGAGAGCUGGACCAGCUGGUAAUCCAGCUCAACCUACUAAAUCAGCUCCACCUACUAAUCCAUCUCAACCUACUAAAUCAGCUCAACCUACUGAUCCAUCUAAUCGUGCCGGCUCAAAUGAGGAUCGAUAUGGUGAUGGGCAUUUUAGAAGGAUUGGAUCAAAUGUGUUAUCCUACAUAGGUAUGGUGUCGGAAACACUCAGGAUCACUAUUCCAAAGGCUGUGGUUUAUUGUCAGGUCAGAGAAGCAAAACAAUCAUUGCUAAACUAUUUCUACACACAAAUAGGGAAGAAAGAGGCUAAACAGUUAGCAGAGUUGUUAGACGAAGAUCCUACCGUGAUGGAGAGAAGACAACAAUGUUUUCAAAGGCUUGAACUAUAUAAAGCAGCAAGGGAUGAAAUUGAUUCGGUUUCUUGGGUACGAUGAGCUUGGUUUCUAUUUGACUGUCUUCAGUGUGUUGUAUUAUAUGUAGCCUACAGUUAAUGAUGGUGGUUUGAUACACCUAAAUUUGAUUUUUACAGUUUGUAAGUAUUAUUUUUCUCGAUUUUUGUAUGACCACAUUAUUAGUUGAUUAAUAUUUGAUCAGCAACACAGACCACAAACUAUUCAAUUUUGAUCAAAAUUGAAAACCACAUUAAUUCUA
Trifolium pratense (red clover) is the source of this 2366-nucleotide messenger RNA. Its product is annotated as phragmoplastin DRP1E-like. The transcript is spliced from 15 exons. Gene Ontology annotation, cellular component: cytoplasm; microtubule; membrane. The record is from RefSeq and is a predicted model, not a curated record. The coding region runs from base 209 to 2149 and encodes 646 amino acids. Gene Ontology annotation, molecular function: GTP binding; microtubule binding; GTPase activity. Lineage: Eukaryota; Viridiplantae; Streptophyta; Magnoliopsida; Fabales; Fabaceae.